Messenger RNA from Opisthorchis viverrini, 2223 nucleotides. RefSeq lists its product as hypothetical. The transcript has a single exon. The record is from RefSeq and is a predicted model, not a curated record. Bases 1 to 2223 code for a protein of 740 amino acids. Lineage: Eukaryota; Metazoa; Platyhelminthes; Trematoda; Opisthorchiida; Opisthorchiidae.
AUGGCAAGCGUUGCUGGCAAGCUCGGCAGUAUUGGACUUCGAAAGGCUGGCAAAGCUGUCGGUAAGAAGACCGGCAAGCUUGUGGCGAAAAAGAUAGCAAAGAAAGUGGUCAAAUCAGGCAUCAAGGGUGCUGUCAAGAAAGGCGCCAAAAAAGGGAUUAAAAAGGGUGCAAAAAAGGCAGCAAAGAAAGGAAUAAAAAAAGGUGCAAAGAAGCUUAUGAAAAAAGGAACCAAAAAAGUUAUGAAGAAAGCAAAAAAGGGGAUAAAGAAAGCCGCAAAAGGCGGUGGAAAGGAGGAGGACAAGCCGCCUCCUAUGGCAGUAGGUGAAAAAGACAAACCAAAGAAAGGGAAGGAAAAGGGAACCGAUAAAAAGAAGGAAAAAGGACGGGAAAAAGACAAACACAAAGGAAAAGACAAAGGAAAAGAAAAACGAAAGGAUAAGGCCAAAGAUAAGGGUAAAGAAAAGACAAAGGAUGAGACGAAGGGUAAAGUGAAAGAUAAGGCGAAGGAUAGGGGAAAGAAGAAGGGAAAAGAGAAAGUGAAGGAGAAGAAAUUGUCUGCAGCCAAAAAGUUGAAAAAGAGUGCUUCAGAUUCCACUGAGCAAACUUCUGGGGAAAUAUCUACUGAAACUGAGUCCAAGAGUCUAGAGCAAUCAAAACCCAAGCAGGGGAAGGAAAUGCCAACGAUCGGUGGAGAGAAAAAGCCAAUUUUACUACGACGGAAAGAAUCUGUUACUUCUAAAAUAGUUGAUGAAAAAGGUUCUGAGGAAUCAGAGGUGACGACAGAGAGAAGUGCUAAAAGUGACAUAUCUCAGGAGAAGAUGAAGGGGCGGCUUGCACGUCGAAAGAGUACAGUGUCUGAAGAAACCAGUCUUCCAACAAGUGUCACAACUAGUAAACCAACUAGCAGUGCUGAAAGCUCUGAGGCAACGCAGUUAACAGCUUCAUCUGAGCCAUCAGAUCAGACCUCGUAUUCAGCCAGGGAAGGCGGUGUUAGCGCAACUCCUGCCACACAGCCUACGUCAUCUUCAUCAGCUCCUGCUGGUGGACGCCCGUCGAAAUAUCGUGAACGUGCGAUUUCCCAGACAGGUUUCCAACAACCGGAAGGGUCUAGAAGCAGUAAAAUCAUUACUGCUAGUAAGCAAGGACGUGUAUUAUCAAAAGAAGACAAGUUAUUGCAGAAAGCACAGAAUAUGCCAGGAUUUGAAAACCUGCAAAAGAGUGUUCAUCAAGAUGUUUUAACUAAAGAAGCUGCCAACGAAGUUGAUGACCCAGAAUUUAAUCUGAUGCUCUUCCGCCUGGCUAAAAACAUGAUUAUGGAACAACCAGCCAAAGAGGACAAAGUGACAAGGCCUCAGAAAAAACACAAAAAAAGGAAAGCAUCAGAGUGGCUCGAAGCACUGGGCCUAGUAAUCAAAGCUCAAAAUGAAGCAGCAGUACGUCGGCACUCCUGCCAAUCACGAACAACCGUUUGCUUUCAUGAAACCCCAUGUAAGUGCCAGUGCCUCUGUAAAAGAACUGAAAACCAAGCUGACGAGGUUCUAAAAGGUGAUAAAGAAGUGGGAAGACAGAGGACACCAGCGCAAACUAGCGCUAUACAGGGGGAUUUAACGGAGCAGAAGGUACAGCCCGCAGAAGAAACCAGCAAGCCGACUGUAGAAAGCAGUGGCAGAACUGAGAACACAUCCGCUUCGACUAUUUCUAGUAGCUCAAGAGACAGUUCCGUGAGUGUGGAAUCUUCAGAAACGUUCCAUAAAAACACUAAAAAGUUUUGCAACCUCAUUCGAGGGCUAAACAAUGUUCCCAAACCUAGAGCUGUUAAAAAGAGACACACUGGGUGCAAUUGCAAGACGGCGACAUUCUCCACGCAAGAUCGGCACAACCUACCAGCUUCCGCUCCCGCCGCUUCUAUCCCACCAUGUAUACCGCCACCUGCUUGUUUGCCACCCACUUCUGUGCCGCCCGUCUCUCUGUCACCUGCUGCUCCGCCGUCUGCGCCUUGGCCACUCGCUUCCCUACCACCUGUCCCUCUCCCACCAAAUGCUAGUACCGAUUACACGCAGCAAAUGGGGCCGGAAUCUAUGAACGUAUUCCUCCUUGUUCCCGACGGUAGAGCAAUCACAGCACCGGUCUGUACAACAGCACCACUUGUCAAUCCAGACCCGAUGUUAUAUUCUCAUACUACUGAGCCUAGUAUAAUCUAUUACCAUGAUUUCUAUAUUUAA